Lactuca virosa is the source of this 1856-nucleotide messenger RNA. Lineage: Eukaryota; Viridiplantae; Streptophyta; Magnoliopsida; Asterales; Asteraceae. The record is from the annotation of a GenBank genome assembly.
UGAUGACAGAGCCGCCUGAUUCCGGCCCCAGUAUAAAAUGCUUCCGUAAAAUCGAAAGAAUUCGAUUUAACAUCUCACACUUCCAAUCCAUCCAUGGUGUCAUUAUAUUUCAAGAACUACAUCUACCACUAGAUCUCUCUCGCUUCUGAUUCGUCAACUCACAACGAUUGAUUCACUUUAUACUACGUACACCACCAUCAAAUCAAAUCAAAAUCAAUACAAUCAACAACAACAACGUCACGUCGCCAUUUCAAAAUGGGUUGGAGGAAUGAAGAAGAUGAAAGAAGAUCACCAUCAUCAUCGCCACUUGUAAACGAUGCGUUGCUUUUAACAACCAUGUGUAUCAUUGGUCUCUCUGUUGACGUUCACAUCAAGGAUGGGUCCAUCUAUUCUGGAAUCUUUCACACUGCCUGUGUUGACGACCGUUAUGCUAUUGUGUUGAAGCAAGCAAGGAUGAUCAAGAAGGGGAGUUGUGAUUCAAAUGUGGCAAAUGAGGGGGUGAUAGGAACACUUAUAAUUCAAUCAGAGGAUCUUGUCCAAGUGGUUGCUAAGAGAGUAGUGCUUCCAGCAGAUGGUUUUGUUGGACAUGAGACAGGGGAUGAUACAGGGGCAGUUGCAUGCUCUUUCCCUUCUAAUGGAACUCAACUGACUGAAGGAAAUAAAACAAUGUCCACAAAGUCAAACGUUGACCAACCUCAAGCUAAUCAAACAAAAUGCUUGUCUGGAACUGACAACGGGUUUCCUACUCACUCAACCAAUACUCUUGAAGUCAAUAAAAAUACAAAUGCCAAAGUUUCAACAAAGAAAGAAGAAGCUUUGAAGGAUUCAGAUGAUAAUAGAAAGAACAAAAGUUAUCAAAGUAACAACCAAAAGGAAUCAAUUGUGAGUUCAUCAUCAACUCCAACCGAAACCAUCACUUCAAAAAUCCCAAAUUCUAAUCAAACUGCUAAGGAAUUUAAACUUAAUCCAGGAGCAAAAUUAUUUUCUCCUUCAUUUCCAAAUAAAAGAUCAGCUACUCCUCCGGUGAUACCCACCGCAGCAAAUCUUGCAUACGUUCAGGACGGUUAUCCGGCGGUACAAGUGGCGGCACCACCGCCAGAAGUUGAAAUCGGCCCGUAUGCUCCUCGUUCUUUACCGGUUAAGUUUUUUCCUUAUGGUGGAAAUGGAGGUGGCGAUGUACAACAACAUCCUCCACCUAUUGUUGGAUAUAUGACAAAUAGAGGUCAACCGGUUAGAUAUAGCAAUCAAUAUCAUCCGGUUCAAACUACACCAACCUAUGUUCAACCGGGGGCUCAAAAUGUAAUGGUUGGAAGAUUUGGACCGGUUGUCUAUGUUCAUCCAGUCUCUCAAGACAUGGUCCCGAGCACGACGGGUUUCUCUCAAGUGAAUACAUGCUCUAUCUUGACUCCACACCAAGUACAUGUCCCUAAACACCAAGGAAGUGCAGCAGCCCAAGCAUUGCAGCUAUGUGCAACACCACCAUUUAUAGCAGCCGCCGCCGGUGGUGGUGGUGGUCAAACCCCGUUUAUGUUACCGGGACACCACAUUCCCAUUUCACAACCGCCUUACCCCAUCAUCCGCCCAAUGCCGCCCCCUGGAUCUAAUGCUUUUUUAGUAUCAAAGUUUUCUUGAAAAGGUCUUCUCUCUCAUCAAGUUUUGACAUUUUUUAAAUUUUGUGUUUACUUUUUUGGUGCUUCGUUCUGUUUUCUUUCUUUUUGUAAUUCAAAUACAGGGUGGGUUGGAAAUUGGUUAUAGCUAAAAAUAUGGUCAUAUAGAUUUUUUUUAUAGGAGUUUGAGUUUAAAACUCGUUUUGUUUGAUAAUUCGAUUCUUUUUUUUUUUGUGGGGUUAUUAGGAG